Molecule: messenger RNA, 3586 nt
Organism: Oreochromis niloticus (Nile tilapia)
Lineage: Eukaryota; Metazoa; Chordata; Actinopteri; Cichliformes; Cichlidae
Product: GTPase IMAP family member 5
Exons: 4
Coding region: 2637-3071 (144 amino acids)
Molecular function (GO): GTP binding
Source: RefSeq, a predicted model, not a curated record
UGGUAAUAUGACAACGACCGCGGAAUGCAUAUGCGUCAAGAUAUGCAAGAACCGACAUGGCCUGCGGAUCCACCAGGCCAAAAUGAAGUGUGAGGAGAAGGGGUUGGCAUCACAGUGCGCAGGAAGCACACCUGGUGAGACGAAGGAGGAACCAGGCCGGAGUCACCCCACAGUGCCCGGAGCCUCCAGGUGAUGCAGGCCCCUGAAGCUCACAAGUCAUCAGAACAUCGUCGGGUGCAGUGUGUCAUGGUUCUGGGUCAGUUCGACCCAGCUUUUUGGAGUUGUUAUGUUUUGGUUUUGAAUGAUGGGUUUUUCCUGUAUACUGGUGGUGGUGAUGAUUAUGAUGGUGAUAGAUUAUUAUUUGAGUUCCAUGUAUCUGUUUAUUUGUGUUUAGGAUUUGUGUUCUCAUGUUUUGUGUGGGUUUAGUUUCAUGUGUCAUUUUCUGUCUGUCUCUCAGUGUCGAGUCUGCGUCUUUGUGUUGUGUUCUUGUUUCCUGUUUUAUUGUGAAGGUCUGCGUCUCAUGUGAGUGUGUUCAGUUUUACCUCUGUCUGUCUUGUUGAUUACGCCCAGCUGGGUUCCCCAGCUGUGUGUAAUCUCCCUGUGUUUCUCUGUGUAUUUAAGUCGCGUCUUCUGUCUUUGUAGUUGCUGGUCCGUCUGUGUAUCCACCCUGCUUCAUCUGUGUGUUCUCCCUGCUGUUAUCUUCAUGUACCAUCGUCUCCCUUCCUUCAUGUUCAGGUUCGUGUUCUUGUUCGGGCUCAGUAGUUUAGUUAUCCCAGUAUAGUUUAGUUCUCCGUUUACCAUUUUGUCCAUCUAUACUUUUGUGUUUAAUAAACCACCCUUGUUGUUUUUUUUUUUUUAUAAAGUUAUAGACUUGUCCAAUCCAGUGGACUACAUGCGCCCGAGCACUCAGCAUGAAAUACUGUGAACUUACUGUAAAAAUGAAUUACCUUGUGUUCUAUUGUAAAUAUACAAACACUUGUUUUGCUUGUAUUCCUUGAAAAACAUCUCAGCAAUUUUUUGGAACUUUCAACUCAUAUAAUAUAACUCAUAAAUCUUACAUCUCAAUAUGGCAAACUAUCUCCAACAAGAGAAACAUUUUUGAGUCUACACAGUUCUAUAACAUUGCAGGACAGUAUUACCAAGCCCUCAUUAGAAUGCUGGAAUAAAACACAAACUGACUUCUUAGUCUCUGCAUCUCCAAACACUUCUAUGUCCGUCACAUCUAGGCUGUGUGAAAGUUUGCAAAGCAUCCAGGGCACAAUGGCACACAGCAAACCUGACCUCACGGGCUACUUUGGUGACUGCUCUCAGCUUCAUGGGUUGUGAAGCAGACAGUUAACUACCUGAGAGAAAAUUACAGCAGAUAACUAAUUACAGGCUAUUACUUUUGUCUCGGUUAUUGCGUUGAUGGAGUGAAUGAUGUAUGCUGGGUAAUGGCACAGCUAGCGAUUGGGUGACUUUAUUGUACCGGUUUUAUAAACUGUUCUACAAGCCUUUUCAUAUUUGGAAAUCCAUUUACAUUUUUAACCUGUCGUUCAUUCUGCUACAGCUGUAACAUAUCUUUUCCAACUCCUCUGAAUACAUGCAGUCAUUUUACCAUCUGCUUUGGAUAAUCUCGCUCUUACGUAUUAAAUAAAAUAAAAUAAAAAAGAACUUUUUUAUUAGGCAAAAAUUUUCGGUGCUGUUAAAGAAUACACGGCGACUCACUUUUUUUUUUUGAGAAAGUGUUGUUUCAUAUUAGAUGAGCGGCAGUGACGUCACCGUACUCGAUCGUACCACAGGUAAGUAAGAAUCUGAAUCUGUAGAUUUUUCUAUAUUAUUUUUCUAAUUUAAAAUGCAAAAAAUACUGAAAAAGUGAGCUCACAAAGUUGCUUUUAGCAGUUCUAUGGGUUAAGAUGAGCAAUUUCGUGGAACAGCGAAUGACUUGACAUUUAAGUGCAUAUAUCUUGCCACGCCACAUCAUCAUAAUCAUUAAAUAGCAGACCGAUCAUCUAUGCUGCAAAUGCAAAUGAAAUACAAAUGGACAGUAAACUGGGUUUAUCUAAAUCGUUACACUACACCAACCCUUUACAGUUCACAAAGGGUUUAAUGUAUAUAUUCAUUUUUACAUUUAAUUAGUAUACUCUACUACUUGUUGUAUUUAAAACAAGAAAAACUUGCAUCAACACAAAUAAAAUCCUCUCCACCUGUCUAUGGUAGCCAGUCCUCAAAAUAUCUCCCAAUGUGGCAACACAGAUAAAGAGAACACUGGCGUAUAAGGUGCUUCUAAAUUCUGAAUGAUUUUUUUUUCUCAACAGGUUCUUCAUCAAUCAGCCUAUUAUUGCUUCCUACAUCUGCUUUUUGAAAAACUCCUAAAGGCACAUUUAAGAGCCACGUCAGUCUGUUUGUAUCUGUUCUUACUGCUGUCCUUAUUGGUCCGUCUCUCUGUUUCUAUCCGCAUUUUUGUCUCUUUAACUCUUCAUCUUUUUUGUUUUUGUCAGUGUGCUGGUUAACCUAUAAUUUGCCUUUUGUCUGUCUGCUGCCUUUUCUGUGUGUAAUAAUUUUUGUUUCAACAUGACACGCCCCAAAUUCAGGGCCUGUACAUCUUGCCAGACUCCCAAUCAGGCAGAGCCGCACUUUAAGGACUAAAGAGCCGCAUGCAGUUGCCGACCCCUGGUAUAGGAGGUUGGCUAAAAUGGCUGGUGCCACCAAGGCAAAGACAAGUGAGCUCCCCGGAAGCUUGCCUCAGCUUACUGAAAAUGUUGGCGACCAAAGGCCGGAUCCAGGGAUGUGUGCUGCUUGUGCUACUCGCGUUAUGUGGGCAAACUGCUCGCUGUCAACAUCGAUACAAAGGCUCUGCGACCCGUGAAAAACUGAGACUCCUUCUGGUCGGUAAAACAGGAUCGGGAAAGAGUGCGUCCGGAAACACCAUCCUGGGGGAUGCGAACGCUUUCAAAGAGGACGUUUCGCCCGAGUCUGUCACCGACAGCUGUCUCAGAAAAGAGGCAGAGGGCGACAAACUGGUGGGAGAGGAUGUGGUGAAAAUCGGCCAGCUGCGGCUGGUCACAGAGUGUUACAAAGGAGAUUACUGAGAUUCGUUUGUCACAAAAGGCUGAUUCUGUCAAUACACGCAUCCUACGGUGAUAUUUUUAUCAUGUAUUCACAGCCACCGGAGGCGCUGUACAGCACCUGAAACACGGACAGUUUGUUGAUAUUGUAAUCAAAAAUACAGCCCCGGGGGGGGGCGCGUUUUUAAAACGCGCCCCCCCCCGUAAGAUUUAAAAAUCUUACGUUAAGAUCUGAAAGGCCCUGGGGAAGAAGCUGUUUGUGUCAUGGACCGGCUGUGUGGCGGGCAGGAAGUGGACCCAAACGCAGACUCACAGGAAAACAGGACUGAACUCAAAAUACAGCUUUAUUGCUGACAGUAGAUAAUAGCGAUACAAAAUAACAUGAAACUAAACUGGGAAGUACUAAGGUAACUGACUUACGAGGAAACCAGUCUAUUAAUUAACGAAAGACCAAGACAGACUUUUAAUUCAUUUGAAAGCCUGAUGCUUAGCCUCGUCCACCCCAGCUGUAAAACUCAGAAACCAGUCUUACUUGUUAU